AUGUUGACUAAUGAUACGAAAACAAAUUUUAAUAAACAAUGGUAUUCUGAUAAUGAUGAAGAUUGUUCAUGUAGUAGUUGUGAUUGUUCAAAUUGUAUUAAUAAAGAUACAUCAUCAAAAAUACAACAAAAUGAAACUAUAUCAAUGACUGAACAACAAUCUCUUUAUGAUAUUAUUGAUCAAUCAUAUACAAGAAUUCCUGUUUUAUACAAUUCAAUAAAACAAACAAAAUUAGAUACAGAUUUUAUAUUAUCUGUUAAUGAUUAUUUAGAUCGAUUAAAAGCAAAUAUUUAUAAAGAUCUUAUACGACGUGAAACCGUAUUACGUAAUGGAAAAAAUCAUAUCGAAAAUUUCAUAUCACUUAUUCGUUGUAUUUGUAAAAUAUCUUAUGAACAAUCACUUGAAAUUUCAAAUAAUUUAAAUAUAAUAGAAUAUGCUGUAAUCUAUAUAAUGACAGCAAUUGAUUAUAUUCUUCAAUGUAAUUUUCCACAGAAAAAAACAUUAUUGAAUUAUAUUCUUAAUGAAUAUAUUUCUAUGUGGUUACAUGAAAAUCUUCGUAUAAUUCAAGAAGAUUUUAGUAUUAUUAGUAAACAUGGAACAAAAACUAAUUUUUUUUCACUUUGUAUUUGUAUUUUUCGCAAAUUAGAAUUCAUAUGUACAAUUAAUUGGAAACGUUUACAAAUGAUACAAAAUUAUCGACUGUCAAAUUUUAAUCAAUUAAUGAAAGAAACCAGUAUUAAAUUAGAAACUAGUCAAGAUUUUAUAUUAUUAUUUGGUAAAUCUUUAAAAUCAACAACGAAAAAAUCUGAAAUACCAAUAACAUUAUUAUAUUCUAAUCGAACAGAUAAUGAAUUAAGGGAUAUUGAUGAAAUACAUAAUAUAUUUAGAAAAUCUAUUGCAAAAAUUCUUAACGCAGAAAACCAGAAGUUACCAUUUCAAUCAUCAUCUUCUCAACCAAUAAUUUCACCAUCGGUAGAAAUAGUAUCACCAAUUUCAAAUGAAUUAAUCAAUGUAGAUUAUUAUUCAGCAAGUAAAGAGAAUGAAGAUCGAUCAAUGAAAGAAAAAGAUGUAAUAGGUAGAAGUAAAACUAUAUUAAAGAUGGUUGAUCAACAGGAACAAUCUACACAACCGAUCGAACCUACUUUACUGUCGCAUUAUCCAUCAACAACAUCUUCAUUAACAGAUCAUUUUAAAGAACCACAAAGAAGUUCUCUGUCAGAAUCUAAAUCAGUCUCUCUUGAAGAUCAACAACAAUUGUGGUCAAUUGAAACAAAUUCUCAACAAAACUUAUCAUCUACAUCAGUAUAUAAAUCUCCUUCUGAAUUCCAAGUGACAAAUACUGAACAUAUCAGCAGUUAUCAUGAGGAUGUUCAAAAGUUAGAUUCUCCAUUGAAAAAUCAAACUAAAGAAAAUAUAUCAUCAAUUGAUCAUCCAUUACAAGAACCAUUUAUUCCUGACAAGCCCUUGACAUGCAAUCCUUUUUCGUCUACAUCAUAUCAUAGUUCUUUUGAUAAUAGUAUAUCAAUAAGUUCAACAGCAAUACUAAAUAAAGAGAUCAAUGAAUUAAUUCACUUUUUAACAGAUCUUGCCAAUUCAUCAACAUUAGUUCACCAGAAAAAAGAAUCAUCAUCAUUAUUAAAACAACUUAUGUCUUGUUUAGAACAAAAUAAUAUUGAUACAAAGUCAAUUAUGAAUAAAAUUCAACAUUCUCAUUCACAAGAGUCUCUUAGUGUGAGAGAACCAUUGUUUCUUGCAAAAUUUAUACAUGUUUUACGCAAAGAACUUGAAGAUGCACAAAUUCUAAGAGAAAUAGAUCAUGGACAAUCACAGAAUAUUGAUUGUCCGUCAUUUGAAACAAGAAAUAUACUUAAACUAUCAAAAUCUAAUACAUCCACUAGAGAUCAUAUCGAUCAAGAUCGUGUAUGUAUUGAAGUUACACAUGAUCCAUCACGAUGUACACCAAAUCCUGAAAUAUUUUAUCAUCAAUGUCAUCCAUGUGGUUGUGAUGAUUCAUCAUCAUCACAAUCCGAUUGUUGUCAGCAGCGAAUGUAUUGGAUUUGUUCAAAAGAAUACUCGUCAUGCAAAGACUGUACUGUAACACCUAAUUCAUUAUUUUGUGCAAGAGAAUCACUUGAGAAAAAUACUCAUUCAGUUACUGUUGAACAUAAUGAAGAAUUUCGAUAA
Adineta steineri is the source of this 2184-nucleotide messenger RNA. The record is from the annotation of a GenBank genome assembly. NCBI's taxonomy places the organism in Eukaryota, Metazoa, Rotifera, Eurotatoria, Adinetida, Adinetidae.